This is a messenger RNA of Patiria miniata (bat star), 4323 nucleotides long. Its product is annotated as zinc finger protein 335-like. Gene Ontology annotation, molecular function: DNA-binding transcription factor activity; RNA polymerase II cis-regulatory region sequence-specific DNA binding. Lineage: Eukaryota; Metazoa; Echinodermata; Asteroidea; Valvatida; Asterinidae. Bases 481 to 2778 code for a protein of 765 amino acids. Gene Ontology annotation, biological process: regulation of transcription by RNA polymerase II. The transcript has 2 exons. The record is from RefSeq and is a predicted model, not a curated record.
AUGGCCCAGCACAUUGGUGCGUGCAAGGGCAUAUCACGUAUCCAUCUUAUAUCAGCUCCGUGAUGAAUGCUGCGGCAACAAUUGCUUUUUAUGAAGCCAGGCACCAAUGGACGAGGGCUAGCUGACGCCAUGUCACCGCUGACCGCGCCACAGAUCACCGACAUGUAAUCAUUCAUAUCCAGUAUUUUUUUGUGCCGAAGGGGUCACCAUUCACUCUUUUUUUUAUUGGGCGGGCAACUAGUGACCGAACCUUUAGUGAAGAAAACCUUAAAAAAAAACAACCACAAAGACCAUCAAGAAACGUCCUCCAAAAAACCCACCAAAUGUAAAAAAGAAUAUAUCUCAGGAAUUGUGCCACGAUGUGGAAGUGUUAUUAUUAGCUACGGAACGGAUCUUUUUCCUCGAUUGUGGAAUCCGGUCAGAUAUGCGGUCAUCCUGUGCUGUGGGCUUUGUCGGUGAGCGCACGGGCAGUGAACAUGAAUGGAUGAGGCCGUGGAAACUGAAGUAGUCAGUGACAGCCUGCCUGGCAGUGAGGAAGGCGAGCUGGACAUUGACCUGGACAUCAACGGCAGACUGGAGGACACCAUCAAGCGAGAGCGGCCGGAGGAGGUGGAUGAGGUGGAUGAGGAGGAAGAGGACCGAAGAGGAGACACUGCGGGUAGCCAGGAGGGUCUAGUAGAGGAAGGGGCAGUCAAAGCAGCAGCAGUGGGUGUACAGAAGGGCCUAACUGGCUACCAGUGCCGGCUCUGCACCGUCCUGCUGUCAUCUCAGGGAGCUCUGGAUGAGCACAUGAACAUUCACAGCGGCUCGCGGCCCUACAAGUGUCGUGAGUGUAACUUCAGCUGCUCGUUGCAGAACACCCUCGCCCAGCACCUGGCCGUGCACAGCCACCCGAGGGCUGAUAUGAGCAGCCAGUCGUGGUUGGAACAGCAGGUACAACAGCAGCAGCAACAAGUGGCGCUGUACAACAAUCACCACCACGUAGACCGGCCUGAGCUCCACCCACCGGUGCCCCUCCCGCCCCGAAUGCCACUCCCUGAGAACCACAACCCAAGCCUCCCGUUCUCCACCGCUGUGGAGCAGGCCCUCAUGCCCUCAGGGCUGCCCAGCUUUCCAGACCAGGGCAAGGUGUUCCAGUGUAAGCUCUGCACCCACGUGUCGCCGACCAAGACGCACCUCAAUGAGCAUAUGAAUGUUCACACUGGCAAGAAGCCCUACAAGUGCUUGGUGUGCGGUUUUAGCAGUGCCUUUCGAAGCAGUCUUAUGCGUCACCUCAUCGUCCACACAGGCACUAGCAAACAGUUCAAGUGUGAUUCCUGCCACUACCAGACUCCUUAUAAGUGUAACCUGCAAGCCCACAGACGCAAACGUCACAACUCCAGUUCCCUGGACGGUGUUGACAUGAACUACCCACCCAUUACCGCCCAGAACCAGACCCCCAUGGAGGACAGCCCCCCGCUGCAAUCUCACGGCAAACUGUUUUCUUCCGAAGAGCAAGCCCGAUACCUCAUGCAGUCAGAACUGGCCAACUCUGCCCAUCCAACUCAGUCCCACGAAAACUCAGGAAACCGUCGGCAUUCACUUUCGCCGGACGACCACGAUUCCUCAGCGUCUAACGACACACACGAGUCAGCAAGGAUCAAUAACUCUCAGGUGCCCUUGCUGAAGGCCAGCGACAUCAGUAGGUACAACUCAGACGGGUCUAUAGUACCUCAGUCCCCCGAACCACCCGUGCUAGAGAAGAACUCUCUAGUAAGCGAAUCCGAGAUGAAUGAGAGGCCCAAGUCAGGUGAAGUGCUGGACUACUCAAGCCCGUCCAUGAGUAACAACGUCCAUGACUUGAUUGCCAAUGCAAGCACGACACAGAGUCCUAUUUCUAUGCUGUCGAACUCUGUGUCUUCAGCUGCUUCAGCAUUAGGGAUGUCCUCUGCAGUAUCCUUUGCAGGCAGUGUACCCAGCACCAUGGUCACCAGCAUUCCAAGCACUUCACCCCAACAACAUCCACUCAGCGAGAUUUCUGUCAUUACACCACUUCAGUGGGCCGGCGCAGGCUUCCCCAUCUACCGACGCAAGAAGGAAGGUGGGGCCCGCAAGCGAAAGCGCACCCCCCUCCCCAAACGCAACUACCUCAUUUCCCCCAACGGUGAAGAGCUCAACAACUCCUGGGCCGACACCCGGCCGGAGAUCUCCGACUACGUGCGUGGUGGUGGUGGGGAGCCCCAACCCAGGCAAUACUGCCAUGUUACUCAGGCCUACAGCUUCAAGUCAGAGGAGAGUCUGCCUUAUGCAAUCAAGUCGGGAGGUGUGAAUGGCGUGGACCUCUCUGCAGGUCCCAGAGAGAUGGGAUAUCCAGACAUCGAGCCCGUGAGUAACAGCUCAGUCUCGCCAGUCAGUCAGGUGGCAGAUGAUACCCCAGAUGAACGCAACCUGCUACCUCAGGGAAUGCCGGCCAUGAUGGACUCCCAUCCGGACAACUUAGCCUUCAACCAGUCCUGUCAGGCUACCCAGACUGACUUGCCAUAUGCUACGGGUGAUUCCUCAGGUAAGUUGGACGGGCAGGCCCAGACAGAUCAGGUGGGGCUGGACCCUUCCGCCAUCCCCAGCAACCUCCUCAAGUGCCCCCACUGUGAGACGUUCUUUGCAGACCAUGUCAUCUUCACGCUGCACAUGAGCUGUCACGGCAGUCGCCAUCCCUUGCAGUGCAGCAUCUGUGGGUAUGUCUGUAGGGAUAAGAUUGAGUUCACCUGCCACAUUACGCGCAGUCAGCACAUGCGAUAAAACAACCACACCAAUUUCCACGUGUUCCCCCUGUGUCAUACUUUUAUUUUAGAAAGUGCCAGGGGGAAACCCAUCUUCUUUUUUCCCCCCUUUUUUUUCUUCGGUUUAUUCAGCGAUUACCUCUUGCGGACCACUUUGUACGAUGUGAAAUCUUGAUAUUUGUGGAACUCGAAGCUUAACUCAGGGAGAAUGAAAUAUUAAAACUUAAGCUGCCAUGUCUCGUCAAGAUUGUGUGUCAUGUCCUGUAUGUAUGGUUCUGUUGUAAGAGUUAAAUUUAAGCGGUUUAAGAGAAGUAUACAGGUAAUUAAUUCUAAAUUGUUUUGUAUAAAAAAAAAAGAUGUCUAUAUGUAAAAUGCACUCGCAGGUGGAAUAUAUAUAUUAAAUGAGUGCUUUUAUUGCGAGGUCACCAUGUGGCCGACAUCUCAAUGUGCCGCAACGCCGUGUAUAAAAAAGAAAGAAAACUUCAAACAACCAGUCUUGAUAAUAAUAGGUUGAGUUUCGACUUUUCAAAGUAGUAUAUUUGUAGUAGAUUAUCUAGAUUCAGCCUAUAAUCAUGAUUACCUAACGCCAUGCAGGCAGUUCGUUCUCUCUUUGGUGACGAAAGAGGCAAUGUCUGUCAGUUGAUGUCUUUUUUUUUUGUGUGAGAUGCUUUUAUGGGAAGAAGACUACAACAACAAAAAAGGACCAUGUUGAAAAGAAGAUAGGAGCUUGUCUUUUUUUUACCGCGAGAUCUGAGAAUUUCUUUAAACUGAAACGGAUAAACUGAAAUCUGGCCAAAGGCUGUCACAGAAAGAAGAUAAGCUAUGAACUUUUUGUUUUCCAUGCGGAACAAAUUUACAGCAGAGAUCAUUUAACAAAAGAAGGAAGACUGUUUUAAGGCCCGGUGCACACCUAAACGUGUAGGAUUCUGCUACUCGCGUUAUCCCAUUGCAUCAAUCCCUUUUUGACUUGCCUAGAAAUCAAAUCACAAAAGGCGUGAUCGCCUUGCGCGAAAAACACCGCACGCAUUCUGCAUGAUUUAUACAUUUUCUCCGCACUGCGGUUAAAAAACUGCAUUGCGACAAACAAUCUGCAACAACCGGUCAAGACGGCGUGAUCCGGAAACGAAAUACUCAGAUCGGCGGAAAAUUUGUUGUGUCGAUGUGGAGAGCAAAAAAAAAAAAAUGACAGUAGAUGAAAAAGAUUGAUUGCUUUUCCAGCAGUCGGUGCCUUCAUGUUUUACAGCAUUUACUUGUAUUUGUGGGUUACGUGGCUUAGUUUGAAUAGCUUUAGAUUGCCUUGCACAAUUUUCCUUUUUCUGGUUUUUUCUUUUCUUUUUUUUAAAAUUUAAAGUAAGGGUUCUUUGAGGAAAAAAAAAGAAAAGUAUGAAAAGACAAACUACAGGCGGCCUUCACAUUGUAAAUACUUGCUUAUGGCGCAAUGUUUUUAAUUUUUUUUUCCCCCUGCUUCAAUUUCAGUUUACAGAUUGAGAUUUUUACGGUGCACUGAUUAUUUCUUAAAAUAUAAAUAUAACCUUGCAGCUAGCAACCUUUUAUAAAAAAAAAA